AUCCUGUAUAAACACAAACUCACUUCCUUGAAAACCUCCUUCACAAUAGCACUGCUCAACAGUUUUGCGCUGCUCCACGUAGCAUGAAUGCCACGGUAAAUGCUGCACGGCCAAUGCAGAGGACAGAUUGACUAUGUAGCUCCUUUAACUCUAACUAUUGCUUGCUUGACAAUACAAUAUUUCACAACAAGAGGGUUGUUGUCUUUUUUUUAUAUAUUUUUUGUACAUGUAGGCAAAUAUAACCAACAGCCCUGAAUGGAAUUGUAUCCAUACGAACGAUUCUGAAACCAUGUUCCCGACUAACUUUGCAUGGGGCGCGGCUACAUCCGCUUAUCAAAUCGAAGGAGGCUGGAAUGUGGAUGACAAGGGACCGAGCAUUUGGGACACGUUCUGUCACGAAGGGGGCAGACUAGUGUUCGAGGGCCAGAGUGGAGAUGUCACCUGUAACAGCUAUGAGCUCUGGGAAGAGGACCUCCGGUGUAUCCGUCAGCUAGGCCUGACCCACUACCGCCUGUCUCUGUCCUGGUCCCGCCUGCUACCGGAGGGGAUAACACGGCAUGUCAAUCAAAAAGGUUUGCGAUACUACAACAAAGUGAUCAAUGAUUUGGUGGCUAGUGACGUGUUGCCCAUGGUUACUCUGUACCACUUUGACCUGCCACAAGCUCUCCAGGACCAGGGAGGUUGGAAAUCACCUGAGAUUGCGGCCAUCUUUGACAGCUACGCCCGCUUCUGCUUUGAAUCGUUCGGGGAUCGUGUGAAACUGUGGAUCACGUUGAACGAGCCGUACGUGUGCGCUAAACUGGGCCACGAGGAUGGCAUCUUUGCCCCGGGGGUAAAAGAACCAGGGAUGGCUGCCUACCUGGUGGGACACAACAUGCUACGUGGCCACGCCAGGGCCUGGCACAGCUACAAUGUCCUCUACAGGGCAAAACAGGGUGGCUCGGUGUCCUUAGCGAUUAAUAGCGACUGGGCUGAACCGUUGGACCCGGCCAGUCCCGAUGACACGGCCGCCACCGAACGCUACCUGGCCUUUACAAUAGGGUGGUUUGCCUGGCCCCUGUUUGUCACUGGAGACUACCCAGAAGUGAUGAGGUCUAGUAUUGAGGUCAGAAGCAAAGAACUGGGUUACCAAGAAGGUUCUAGACUGCCCAGGUUCUCCAAAGACGAGCCUAGUCUUCUCGGCACGGCUGACUUUUUUGCGUUGAACUACUAUACGUCUCGGAUGGUGAAGCCAGGGGAAUGUUGUCCAGGGGUGUUGGGGUUGAAGAGUGACCAGGAUGCAGAGGGGGUGGUGGACCCAUCCUGGCCGGUAUGUGGGGUGUCAUGGCUGGCUGUGGUUCCUGACGGCUUGAGGAAACUGCUGAAGUACAUUAAGGACACAUUCAACAACCCUGCGGUCUACAUCACAGAAAAUGGCUUCUCCCAGGUGGGGCCAGUGGACAUGGAAGAUGUCCAGCGUUGUGGGUUUUACCAUGACAUCAUCCAGGAAAUAGCCAGAGCUCUCCGAGAGGAUGGUGUUGACGUGCGAGGCUAUUUCGCCUGGUCUCUCCUGGAUAACUUUGAAUGGGCCGACGGGUUCAGUGUACGUUUUGGCCUGUUCCACGUGGACUUCUCUCGACCGGAGCGACCACGGACUGCUUACCGCUCUGGAAGGGAGUAUACCGGCAUAAUUUCCAAGUACAGAUCUCAGACCAUGGUAAAUAUCUAAACAGCCAAUGGGCACAGUGUUAAUCAGCCAAUAACAGCUAUUUUUUUUGCUCAAUGUUCUGUUCUAAUCGACUGCAACCAUGCUUGGUCCAUUGCAAUGUUCCUACAGGCAAUUUUGAAUUGAAGCCCAUAUGAAACAGAUUGUAGCUCCACUUUUCUCUGUCAACCCUGAAAAUGUUUUGUUAAACAGUGCUAAGCUUAUUCUGCUUCCUUCGCAAUAAAGUGAUUUUUGUCUGA
This is a messenger RNA of Oncorhynchus masou masou (cherry salmon), 1944 nucleotides long. Its product is annotated as cytosolic beta-glucosidase-like. The record is from RefSeq and is a predicted model, not a curated record. The transcript is spliced from 5 exons. Bases 290 to 1708 code for a protein of 472 amino acids. Gene Ontology annotation, biological process: carbohydrate metabolic process; glycosylceramide catabolic process. Lineage: Eukaryota; Metazoa; Chordata; Actinopteri; Salmoniformes; Salmonidae. Gene Ontology annotation, molecular function: beta-glucosidase activity; glycosylceramidase activity; beta-galactosidase activity. Gene Ontology annotation, cellular component: cytosol.